Suillus paluster is the source of this 529-nucleotide messenger RNA. RefSeq lists its product as uncharacterized. NCBI's taxonomy places the organism in Eukaryota, Fungi, Basidiomycota, Agaricomycetes, Boletales, Suillaceae. The transcript has 6 exons. The record is from RefSeq and is a predicted model, not a curated record. Bases 121 to 357 code for a protein of 78 amino acids.
GCCUCAGGUCUUGUGAUUAGUUUCUACUUGUCAUCGUUACUAUCUCCUUUCGAUUAAGCCUACCCCACAACGUAAAUUUUUACCGGUCUCCUCUCUGUAACCUGUCACUUGUUAUUCGCGAUGUGCAAUCUAGAAACCGAAGGAACAAAAUAUGGAUGCGGGACGCGCAAAUUGAGGAAGAUCGAUUGCGCCAACCAGUACUGCUUCCACUCCAUGUAUCAUCCAAAGAAUUGUCCUGACUGCCAUUGCGAUCGGUACUUCGGUCCCGAUGCAAGAGAAACCAUCACUCUCCAUACACCCGAAUAUUGUGUUUCAUGUCAGUACUGGUUCCAGGGCGGAGCCCAACAUCGUCGAUAACCUUGAUGGUCCCCACGAUUUCGGCUUAAAAUUCGCCUCGUCUAUCGAGUUAACGUCUAUAAUGCCGUUUUAUUCUAAUAAUUAUCUCUCUAGUCAUGCCUUGCUUUGCACACCACGUUGCUGUGUCAUUCUGUAGUUCUAGGCUUGCUUGUCGCAUAUUUUACUUACGCAU